Molecule: messenger RNA, 5251 nt
Organism: Carassius auratus (goldfish)
Lineage: Eukaryota; Metazoa; Chordata; Actinopteri; Cypriniformes; Cyprinidae
Product: semaphorin-3C-like
Exons: 18
Coding region: 293-2545 (750 amino acids)
Biological process (GO): negative chemotaxis; neural crest cell migration; positive regulation of cell migration
Cellular component (GO): plasma membrane
Molecular function (GO): chemorepellent activity; semaphorin receptor binding
Source: RefSeq, a predicted model, not a curated record
GAGGGGAAAGAAAAGGGAAAGAAAAGGGAAGGGGGGCUCAAGAAGAGAGGAGUGUAACAGGAAACCAGUCCACCCUUCUCUCCCUCUCUCUCUACCUCUCAGUCUUCUCAACCGCUCUCUUCUCUGUCCCGCAGUCAGCCGGUUGGACUAACACCUCUCUUCACUCUCACUGGGGAAGUCCACACAACCCUGUAUUUCUUCACCACGUCUGUGACUACAGCACUCACCCGCUCUCUGCUCAGGGAGGAAGCCUUAGAAGGUGGGCUGGUCUGGGUGUCUCUCCUCAGCAGUCAUGGGGAGGUCAGGAGCGCUCAGGGUUUGGCCGUUUGGGACGAGCAUGAGGUUGUUACUUCCCCUCGUCCUCUGUGUCACCGGCGUCCAUGGUCUUUUUCCACCACAGCCACGGGUCUUCCUGUCAUUUCAAGAAUUACAGAAAACCCAGUCUUUUGAAUUCUACACUUUGUCUGAGAAGGCCAUGGACUAUAGAAUCCUUUUCAUGGAUGAGGAUCAAGACCGUAUGUAUGUCGGCUGCAAAGACCAUGUACUCUCGAUGGACAUCAACAAUAUCAGCCAGACCACACUGAAGAUCUUCUGGCCGCCAUCCACUAGUAAGGUUGAGGAGUGUCAGAUGGCUGGCAAAGACCCCACACAUGGAUGUGGAAACUUCUUACGAGUGAUCCAGCCAUAUAACAGGACGCAUCUGUUCAUCUGCGGCAGUGGAGCCUACAGCCCAGUGUGUGCAUUCGUUAACCGCGGCAGGCGUCCUGAGGAGCAAGUGUUCCAAAUCUCUUCCAGAGCAGAAUCAGGGAAAGGAAGAUGCUCUUUUAACCCACAAGUCAACACCGUCUCGGUCAUGCUCAAUCAGGAGCUGUUCUCUGGCAUGCACAUUGACUUCAUGGGGACAGACGCGGCUAUCUUCAGGAGCCUGACCACAAGGAACGCAGUGAGGACGGACCAACAUAACUCCAAAUGGCUGAGCGAGCCAGUGUUCAUUGAUGCCCAUUUGAUUCCUGAUGGCUCAGACCCAAACGACGCCAAACUUUACUUUUUCCUGCGCGAGAGACUGACAGACAGUAGUGGAAACACUAAGAACAUCCACACUAUGGUGGCCCGAGUGUGCCCUAAUGACACUGGUGGUCAGCGCAGUCUGGUGAACAAGUGGACCACGUUUUUAAAAGCUCGGCUGGUUUGUUCGGUUCUAGAGGAGGACAGUACAGAGACACACUUUGAUGAGCUCGAGAAUGUGUUUUUAUUGGAGACGGACCGGGGCCUCCUCAUCUUUGGAGUUUUCACCUCUACAAGUUCUGUGUUCAGAGGUUCUGCUGUCUGUGUGUACAACAUGGCCGACGUCCUGACGGUCUUCAACGGACCGUUUGCACACAGGGAAGGGCCCCACUUUCAGUGGGUGGCUUUCCAGGGCCGGAUCCCAUACCCACGACCGGGAACCUGUCCUGGUGGCGCGUUCACCCCUCAUAUUCAGAGUACUAAAGAGUUUCCAGAUGAUGUGGUGACGUUCGUGAGGAAUCACCCCGUCAUGUUUAACCCCAUUUACCCGGUCGGCAGGAAACCUCUUGUGGUGCGGACACAUGCCGAUUAUAAAUACACCUCUAUAGCUGUGGACCAGGUCCCCGCUGCAGACGGACACUACCACGUUCUAUUCCUGGGCACAGAUAAAGGCACAGUACAGAAGGUCGUGGUUCUGCCGUCAAACGGCUCUCUGGAUGAGGAUCUAAUCCUGGAGGAGCUGGAAGUGUUUAAGAAGCAAUCUCCUAUCACCGACCUAAGAAUCUCAUCUAAAAAGCAACAGUUGUAUGUUAGCUCUGAGCAUGGAGUGUCCCAGGUGUCUUUGCACCGCUGCAACGCAUAUGGCUCUGCCUGUGCGGACUGCUGUUUAGCACGGGACCCGUACUGCGCCUGGGAUGGGCUCAGCUGUUCUCGAUUCUACCCUACUAGCAAGAGGAGAAACAGAAGGCAGGAUAUUAUGCAUGGGAAUCCACUGACUCAUUGCAGAGGGUUCAAUCUAAAAGCCUACAGGAAUGCAGUGGAGAUGACUCAGUAUGGAGUCAAAAACAACACCACCUUCCUGGAGUGUCAGCCCAAAUCUCCACAGGCCUCAGUUAAAUGGCUCAUUCAGAGAGACAACGAUCGCAGGAAAGAGGUGAAGCUGAGUGAUCGUGUGGUGUCCACCGAUCACGGUUUGCUCAUCCGUUCAGUGCAUUCUUCAGAUAAGGGUGUGUAUUACUGCCUGGCCACAGAGAAUGGCUUCAAGCGCACACUUGCUAAAAUCCGUCUCCAGGUUCUGAGCGAAACUCUGGUCAGCGCUCUGAGCAAUAAAUAUUCUCCCUGGGGCUGGGCAGCCUCACUGCACCCUAAAGCCCUGGUGUCGGCCUUCAGCCCUGCUGAGACACUGGCCAUGCAACAAUACUGCAAGGAACGCAAACAGAUGCAGAGUCUGCAGAACAUACAGAGCCCCAUGAGAGGCGAGCUGGGUAAACUCAAACCCUUGCUGGACCACAGGAAGAGCAGGAACCGCCGGAACCACUGACUACAGGAAUGGAGUUGAAAUGUAAAGUAAGGAGAUCGAAGCAGAGAUAAUGAAAAGGAAGGAGAUGGAUAGAGAGAUGAUGAAAAGGAAUAAAAGACAUGCAUCUGGAGAGAACCCGGAUGGAAAAUAAAAAAGGAGAACGUUAGAGAAGAUUCCUGUGUUAUGAACCUCAUUUGUUGUUUUUCUUUAAACUUAAAGCAUCUCAGGUGCUUCCUGUUCGGCAGUCUUAUAUACAUGAACACCCAGAGCAGAGGACUCUGGGACACCCUCACACACAGGCACUCAAGCCAAUCUAUGUUUCAAGCUGCAUUAUACAAGAUGCCACAUCUGUCAUCCAGUAGUAUUGUUGUCAUUUUAUGUGCAUGUGACAUUUCACAACAAACGAUGAAGUAAUACAAUGUCCUUCAAGUCCCAGUGAAAUAGCUAAUGAGGACAAGGUUUUUUCUGGGUUUUUAUUCUGUUUUGAUUUAUUUCCUAGUUGGGGCGGGACAUAUGGAGAGGCUAAUCCCUUUUUUAACAGCCUUUAGUUUACAUUACAGACAUGAACUUUUAUUUAUUCUUGCUAAUGCUAGUGAAGUAUUGCCAAAUGGGACGGUCUCAAUCUAUAGUGCAUUUCAUUGGACAUACAUUUGGAUAUACCCCUUAGUGCAACCGGUGUCAUCAGUAUUUUGGUUUGUUUACUGGAAGAUAAAGACUGUAAAUUGCAAAUGCUUAAGAUUUCUCAAAUUAAGACUUCAUAAACUAAAAGAAAUUCAGUUUCUAAUGCAUAUCUUAUUAGAUAUGCAUCAUUAGAGAAUUUGUAAACUUACAGAUGUAAACUUGAAUUAGAUUUAGCUUCUAAGUGAAAAGAAAUUUACAGAAAUCCACAAAAUCUCAGUAUUGAUACCUUGUACGUUCUCUUUAAUAUCCUUGCAGAACAUUGGGAUUAUAAAUGCGUUUAUUCUAGCAAUCCAAGUUUGAUUUACAUGACAUGUUUAGGCCAAGCAAUUUUGGAAAAUUGCCAUUAAUGAAACAAAUGUAUCAAUUCUACUACCUACAACUCUUCCAUACCCCUGAAUUAAGGCAAUCAUUUGUGGAUUAGAGCUUACAGUAUCUCCAGUUUGUUAGUUAAAAAACUAAAUGUUUAUGGUUUCUGAACAGUUUAGAAUAAUAUUUCUUGGAGACAUUGGAGAUUACACAUUAGACCAAAGUACAUCAACCCAGAUGCACCACAGAUGUUCGUAUGGGAAGUGAGAGGGAGAGAAGAUGGUUUGGAGACGUUUCAAACUGUAUCAGACAGGUGGCUCUCUGACCUCAUAACACUAAAGAGUGUUGUCUUUUUGCCAAGUGUUGUGCUUUGGGAAACAUCAUUAAUCCACAACACAUAAUUUAAAGAAAUGACAGUUUAGUUGUCAUUUACUCACCCUCGUGACCUUCCAAACAAGAAGAACCUUGAAUAUAGUGCACAAGUCAUAUGGACAUCUCUUAUGGAACUUUUUUAGCCUUUAAAAGACGACAGAGUGGUCAUGUUUUAAGAGCAGCAUUAUCAUUCUUCAAAAUAUCUCCUGUUGUAUUUCUGAAAGAAAGGAUGAGAUGAGGGAAUAUUAGGACAGAAUUUUCAGAGGUGAACUACUGGUUUAAAAUGUAUGUGCACGUUUUCUUCUUUUACUAACACGGUAUCCACAUUAUUUUGCAACACAGAAGAGUAAUCUAUUUUCUGUGAAUGUGUGAGACUCCUGAUUUAUAAGCCGCAAAAUGUAAAAAACUAGAAUAACAAAGUGCAGUAAACAGUAAAACUAUAUGUGCUUCAAACUAGUGUUUACAAUCAUGGCAAUACAUUAAAAUAAUACGAUAAGAAACCCCAGUUUUUAAUAUCAAGCAGCAAUAUGGACAAUUGAAAGUGAAUGACAAUGGAAGCCUCACAUAUUCAAGUUCCAAAUGGCUGCAUUCUGCUCUUGUCUUGAAAAAUAAAGUGAAUACUGAACCACAAUGAAUCAGUUUAAAGUCUAUAUUUUGUAAAGAACAUUUGCUUUAGCCCCAGAAAUACCAUAGCGUUUAAAUCACGUAGGGAUAGGCCAAAAAAGGAAUGUGAUCAGGCAUGGUUCAUCAUUAUACAGGAACACAUUGAUGUUGGAAAUGAAUGUCAUGUUAAUGUUUUGUGGUUUGCUCAGUGUGCACAGCCAUAAUGUGAUUGUCUCUCAUUUUAGAUGAUGUAUAGCAUUGUACAGCUUCUGAUUUUUGGAUUAAUCUAUGUCUGUGUAACUUAUCUCUUUUUGUAUUUUGAGCGUCUGUAAAUAGUGAGAACAAAUGAGAAAUUGAGUCACACAGUUUGGCAAUAGAUUUUUCUUCAUUCACACAGUUUGUUGGAUGAAUUGGAUUUUGUUUAAUGCCAAACUUCAGAUGUUUUUGACUGAAUCUGCAUUUUGCAGACAUUUCAUGUUCACUUAGUGUCCUCUUCAAAGAACAUUUAUUUUAAUAAUGUUUUAAUAUAAUAGGCUAUAUGCUGUAUUCCCUGUGAAUGUUAAUGUUACUUUAUUAAAUGUCUUGAUUUGUAUAGGCAUAUUUAUUAAUGAUAAAAGCCUGGACAACUGCAUUAAACAAACUGAAUCUCUCUCAUGUUUUACAAAUUAAUCUGAGAAUUGAUUCAUUAUCUGUAACGUUACGGAACAGUAUUCAGAUUAAACUCAAAUGUAAGUCAAGGUGAAGUUGACAUAUGAAACAUAAAAA